Molecule: messenger RNA, 626 nt
Organism: Saccoglossus kowalevskii
Lineage: Eukaryota; Metazoa; Hemichordata; Enteropneusta; Harrimaniidae
Source: RefSeq, a predicted model, not a curated record
AUUACAAUGUAUUUCGACUCUCAGUGCUCUGAUAGUAAGAUGGGAUACCAAGGGGUAUUCGAUGCAGCUGAUUACUAUGGACCAGAUGUCGUGUAUUUAGUGCUGCAUGGACUGUCACUUCCUUAUUUCAGAGGUUCCUUUAUUUCACUUCAGGCACUGCGUGCUGUUGAUCAGCUGAACAAAACAAAGACAGUGGAAUAUCUUCAAAUUUUAUUCGAUAACCAAGACUUAAUUUCCGGGUCACCUGAUACAGUUAGUGAUGCUGACAUGAUUGUAAUACUGACUGACUUUGCCGUUGAGGUAGGCUUCACCGAAGAAGAAUUUCUUGAAGAAUACAACCACCCGAAAACCAAUCAACUGUGUCGGCAUGAAAUGAAAAUGGCCAAUGAUCGUGGAGUCUACGGGGGUCCAUGGUUCGUUGUGAAUGGCAUGACUGUGCUGGAUUACUACCCGUAUUGGGAUGUAGAGGAUUGGAUAUCACUUAUUGAUCCACUGCUGGGGUAAACUAAGAAAAUCAACACACAGCCAGUUUGGGAGAACAAUAGUUUGAUGUAAAAAUGUUUUUUUUCUGCGUAAUAUGUAGUUUGCAUGCUUGGAUAACUUUGAGAAUGUUUGUUUGUUUUUUU